CAGUUUGCUGCUACGGAACCUCGUGAAUUGGACAACUUGUAUCCGGACACAUUAGUUGCUGUACUCAGUUUAGAGCUAGCGGAAGGUAAACAGAGAGCUGUCAACAUGGCUGAGACUCACAGCUUGCAGGAUAUGAGGCAGCAGGCGGCUAUCGCUGCCAAAGUGUUCAUCCAGAGAGACUACACCAAUGGCACUGUCUGCCAGUUUCAGACCAAGUUCCCUUCUGAACUGGAGACCAGGAUUGACAAGCAGCAGUUUGAGGAGACUGUGAGGACGCUGAACAACCUGUAUGCUGAGGCAGAGAAGCUGGGAGGCUCGUCGUAUCUGGAGGGCUGUCUGGCCUGUCUCACAGCUUACACGAUCUUCCUCUGUAUGGAGACACACUACGAGAAGGUUUUGAAGAAGAUUGCUAAGUUCAUCCAGGAGCAGAAUGAUAAGAUCUAUGCUCCACGAGGUCUGCUCCUCACUGACCCUAUUGAGAGAGGCCUCAGAGUUGUUGAAGUAACCAUCUUUGAAGACAGGAGCCUGGGCAGAUAAAAUCUACAGUACUAUGAUCCCAGACUGACUGGACAAAAGCUCUUGAGGGGCUGGUUCUAUCUGGUUCUGGCUCUGCUCAGCAUCACCUGGGGCCUCAUUUAUCAAAGGUGCGUUCACACGAAAAAUAGUCUGAACCUUGCGUAUGCCAGUUUUCCCUCAAAUGUUGGUAUUUAUCCAUUUUGAACUUGAAGGGAAAGUGUGCUUAUCUCCACGGAAAUCUCAGACCAGCCGUACGCACAACUUCUAGUGGUAGAUCAACAUGUAUCGCAAGCAAAUAUUGUUAUUUUGAUAAAAAAAUGUAGGUGUUUGAUGCACAAGAAUUAUAAUAAUGGUAGGCUAAUAAAAACAUAAAGGCCUAAUGAUAGAACAGAUGCAUUUGCCAUUGGUAAGGAGAUCACAUAGCAGCACGUAGCCUAAUGCAUCUAUUUAAAAUUGACAGUGUGUAGGAUACAGUAUUGCCACAUCAUAGCCUAUUUCAAUGCAGAGCCUAUACCAAGGCAGGAGAUAGAAACACAAUCAUCUACUUCAAAAUAUUGAACAGGAAUGAGUAUUUUCCAUAGAAGUGUGCUGUAGCAUUUACUUUUGAGCUGUUCGAAUAGGGAAUCAAACUUUCAGAAUGUGCUACCAGUGUUUGGCACUCUCUCUAUAGGCGGCAUGCAUUUUUUGUUUGUAAAAGGUAAGUAUUCUGCCCUCAGCUCUACAUAAAAGUGAUAAAAUUGGCCAUUGCACUUUUCUUUUAGAAACUGUCAUGGCCCAGUUCCAACAUCUCCAAAUCAUACAUCAAAUGAGGGUGUUUUUUUAUUACCAUAAAAGGCAACAAAAACGUUCGUAUAUGUUGUGUGCAGUAGUUUGAUGAAUCCCAAUAAUUUAGUUGUGAAUGCAAAUCCUAGCAUCCCCACGUACGGCAGAAUUUAGUGAGAUGUACGCACGGUUGAUAAAUGAGGCCCCUGGUCCUGGGUAGGUGGGACCACCACCGCACCUUCAGACUGAGGACCACCUGAAACUUCAGCCUGCAGAACAUCAUACCAGCCCUACUGGCUCCCAUCCAGGAUCCACAUCUACUUUCUGACUACUGCGUCUCUACAAUCUCCCCUGUACUCGACUCCCUCACACUGUUCUAUACUCCACUCAACUAACGCAUGUACAGUAUAUGAUGCUGGGGCUGUAUUACACAUUAAAAUCCUAAAGGCCCCUCUAAAGUGAAAUAAGAUACGAUUUGACAGUUAGGUUGUUUUCUGUAAUACAUCCCCAGACUCCUAAUCUUCUAAAAAUGUAUUUCCUAUCUCUGUAUUUCUAACCGUUUGCUUACUGCAUCUUAAGUCUGUUUACUUUUGCCUGUACAGAGAUCGCUUGCUUUACAAAACCAAAUGGCCCAAAUUAUGCUUGCAUUCUUCUUGCAUGUUGCGUCAAUGCUCCGAUGGUCCUUUUGUAAAACGUAAAUGUGCCGUGCACAGUGUUUGUUUGGUGACUACUGUUCAUUUUGCCGUGUGUUGAUUGACUUGUUUGUAUGUGUGUGGGUAGGCUAUGUCUAGCUAUGUAAGCACAUUUGAUUGCCUUCAAGUGAAGCGUUAGGCCGAGAAGUGCUCUUGUUUGUCUCCAGUGCCUGUAGUUUAUGUGAAUAUUGCCUCUGUCAGCUCAGUGGGUUCAGGUCAAGUGUAUCUUAGCAUACUAUUUUAGCAGCCAUCUUAUUUAGCUUAUCCUAACUUUUGCUCGCUUCAUUUUCGGCAGCAAGCAUGUUAAAAAUCGAAGACGAUUCCUAAACAACCUCAACUUAUUGAUUUCUUUGUUUUUGUAUCGAUCAAUUGUAUGAAUGAAGGACAUUAGAUUGUUAACUUUUGGUGAUGAUAUAGAUAUACAUUGACAAUACGUGGGUUAAAUACAAUGAUUAAUAUAAACCCUGGAAUGCUGAUGUAUUGGUGUAUUGGCCAAUGAAAGGCUUUGAAGCCAAAGGUCGGCCAUAGUGGCACUCCUCAGAAGAAGCAGUUUUCAAUUAAAUGUAUCGAAGACAAAAUUACAUGUAUUUAAGUAUUUUUUUAUUGUAGUGGGGACGGUAGCAUUAGAAAAAAUAUAUGUACUUUGACAAAUGUUUUUAUAUAUACAGUACCAGUCAAAAGUUUGGAGACACCUACUCAAGGGUUUUUCAUUAUUUGUUACUAUUUUCUACAUUGUAGAAUAAUAGU
This is a messenger RNA of Oncorhynchus gorbuscha (pink salmon), 2717 nucleotides long. RefSeq names its product golgin subfamily A member 7-like. Gene Ontology annotation, cellular component: Golgi stack; palmitoyltransferase complex. The transcript is spliced from 6 exons. The record is from RefSeq and is a predicted model, not a curated record. Lineage: Eukaryota; Metazoa; Chordata; Actinopteri; Salmoniformes; Salmonidae. Bases 106 to 537 code for a protein of 143 amino acids. Gene Ontology annotation, biological process: protein targeting to membrane; Golgi to plasma membrane protein transport; peptidyl-L-cysteine S-palmitoylation.